Soboliphyme baturini is the source of this 696-nucleotide messenger RNA. The record is from the annotation of a GenBank genome assembly. NCBI's taxonomy places the organism in Eukaryota, Metazoa, Nematoda, Enoplea, Dioctophymatida, Soboliphymatidae.
AUGGCCAGAGUCCACCGUCUUCACUGGGACCCAGAUGACCCAGCAGUAUACUUCGAAACGUUUUUUGCCAUUGGCCUGAUCAUGUCCAGUUGGCGUUUGUUCUACUUCUUCGAAAUGGACAAAAACUUCCGAGCCGUCAUUGUGUCGGUAGGCAGAUGCGUGCGACACGUUUUUCUGUAUAUCUGCCUUUACACUAUCAUUAUAAUUGCCUUUGGGAUCGGCGUUCACUUUUUGUACAAAAAUUACGCCGGCAAUGUGGUGAUAAUCAAUGGCAGAAGAGUGGAGCAAACGCGGUACAUGACCACACUACUGAGCUGCGUUCGAUAUCUCUAUUGGGCGUGGUACGGUUACCUGCAUCCAACGUUCAAACUGAUGGUAGCUGUUGGAAACAGAGGACCGGAAGAAACAGUGAUGGAAAACAGAAUGGUCAAUUACGCCGGAGAGCUGAUUUGUGGAAUUUACUACGUCAUUACUGUCGUAGCUCUUGUUCACCUGAUGACUUCAAUGAUGGCAAAAACUGCUUCUAGGAUUUUAGCAAACGAAGACAUUGAAACAAAAUAUGUACAGUGCCAGAUUUCAGCCGAGUACUUCCAAGACUCACGAUCCGUUCCGCCGCCGUUUAACCUCAUUCUCUUCACUGUGAACGGCGUCCUUUAUGCAUUUCGAAAACUGAUAAACUGGAUGAAGACCGCCUAG